Messenger RNA from Mycena indigotica, 366 nucleotides. RefSeq lists its product as uncharacterized. Lineage: Eukaryota; Fungi; Basidiomycota; Agaricomycetes; Agaricales; Mycenaceae. The record is from RefSeq and is a predicted model, not a curated record. Bases 1 to 366 code for a protein of 121 amino acids. The transcript has 5 exons.
AUGCAGCUCUCCGCCAUGCUCGCCUCUGCUUUCCUUCUCCUGGGCGCCUCGACUGGCGCUCUCGACGUCUGGGUGCCACGCAUUACUUUCCCCACCGCUGGCGCCAUCCUCGCCGCCAACUCGCAGGUCAACGUCACAUGGACGACAGUAAAUGCGCCACAGAACAUCUCGAACCGUGCAAUGCUUCUGCUUGGCCACACCGGCGGCAACUAUCCAUUCAUCCUCGCUAAGGACUUCGACCUCCGCGCCGGGUUUGUCACUGUCGCCGUGCCGUAUGUUUUCACCGGCACCGCCUACACCUUCGUCCUUUUCGGCGACUCGGGCAACGCGAGCCCGCCGUUCACGAUCGAGAGCGAUGUGCUUUAA